Molecule: messenger RNA, 3949 nt
Organism: Xyrauchen texanus (razorback sucker)
Lineage: Eukaryota; Metazoa; Chordata; Actinopteri; Cypriniformes; Catostomidae
Product: cyclin-T2-like
Exons: 10
Coding region: 62-2005 (647 amino acids)
Biological process (GO): regulation of transcription by RNA polymerase II; positive regulation of DNA-templated transcription, elongation
Cellular component (GO): nucleus; cyclin/CDK positive transcription elongation factor complex
Molecular function (GO): cyclin-dependent protein serine/threonine kinase activator activity
Source: RefSeq, a predicted model, not a curated record
AGUGAGAAUCGUGCGGCUGCGCGUACGUGACGUUCACACUCUGUUCUUCUGCUGGAUAGCAAUGGAUGUGUGCCGGGGAUCAGCGUCCAAAUGGUUUUUCACACGGGAGCAGCUCGAAACCACCCUGUCCCGCCGCUGCGGAAUGGAACCAGACAGAGAACUGUCGUACCGACAGCAAGCCGCAAAUCUCAUUCAGGAUAUGGGCCAGAGACUAAAUGUGUCUCAACUCACAAUAAAUACUGCCAUUGUUUACAUGCACAGAUUUUAUAUGUACCACUCCUUCACCAAAUUCCACAGAAAUACCAUCUCCCCAACAACAUUAUUUCUUGCUGCAAAAGUUGAAGAACAACCACGGAAACUUGAACAUGUAAUUAAAGUUGCACAUGCAUGUUUAAACCCCCAGGAGCCUCCACUGGAUACAAAAAGUAAUGCAUACCUCCAGCAAGCUCAAGAGCUGGUGAUACUUGAAACCAUAGUGCUGCAGACUUUAGGCUUUGAAAUAACAAUUGAACAUCCACAUACUGAUGUGGUGAAAUGUUCCCAGCUAGUGCGAGCAAGCAAGGAUCUGGCACAGACUUCCUAUUUCAUGGCUACCAACAGUCUUCACCUCACCACCUUCUGCCUACAGUACAAGCCCACAGUCAUAGCCUGUGUCUGCAUUCAUCUGGCCUGCAAGUGGUCCAACUGGGAGAUCCCCGUUUCCACCGAUGGAAAGCACUGGUGGGAGUAUGUGGACAGCUCAGUUACACUUGAGCUUCUUGAUGAACUGACCCACGAGUUUCUGCAGAUUCUAGAAAAGACACCCAGCAGGUUAAAGAGAAUUCGGAAUUGGAGGGCUACACAAGCUGCUAAGAAGCCCAAAACUGAUGGUCAGGCCUCAGACAGCAGCUCCUUACCAGGUACCACGUUAACCCAGGACCUAUCCUUGAUGGAUGCCAUUCCCGGGGUCUCUACAAAUACAGCCUUCUCGAAAGCCUCUACUUCUUUUCCAGUGACCCUACCGGGCAACACAAGCAGCUGUCAUUCCCUAGAUUCCAUUGCCAACAUGCAGGGAUCUUCAUAUACUUACACCACCCCCAAUGACUUGCCUCAGGACUUCGUUCGUUCGGACCUAUAUUCUGUCGAACAGUUUACCCCGCACUCCUCUAUGCACCCACAACAGCCUGACAAAAGCGCAGGGUUGAACCCUGCAAAACAAGGACACAAGGCCAGUGGUGUGUCGAAGCACCAGGCCAUAACCUAUCCUCCACCUGCAGCACCCACUCAGAAAAUGUCUCUGGAUAAGUACAGGGAGAAACACGCUGAGCUGGCGGUGCAAAAACGUAGACAAGAGCAGCAGAAUGUGGAGACUGAGGUCAGGGAUAUCUAUGGUACUCCAGUACAGACAGAUCACCGCAAGCACCUGCCCCAACUUUCUCACAUGCAGCAGAGGUUGAGCAACAGUGCUGGAGCCACUACAGCCUCACCCCUAAAGAUGAAGCUGCCUGUACCUGGGCAGGAAAAGCAGGGGGACAAACGAGAGAAGGGGAGCUCCUUAAAACUUCGUCUUCCGGUCCCUCCCCAUAGCGAAAAGGCAGGGUCAAGUAAGGAGGAGCUAAAAAUGAAAAUUAAGUUGUCCUCGGAACAGCAUAGCUCCUCAGAUGAGGGUGCUGCAAAGAGCAAACAUUCCAGCCCACUUGUGAGCAAGGAAAAACACAGAGAACACUCAGCCCAUCGUCACCACCACAAGCACGGCCACUCCCAUUCCCACACACAUAGCGGCAAUGGCAGGAGUGGGCUAGAGGUGCCUGCAGCUGUUUUGGCCCUUCAGAGCCCGGUAGGUCCUGGUGGCGAGGGGUCAAGCUCAGCAUCCAGCUCUGGCUUCUCACGCAAGAGGGUGAACGAAUCCAGCCACAAUCACCACUCCAAAAAGAGCAAAAGCUCCAAAGGCAGCGCAGGUGGGCUAUGGACAUCUCAGCACCCUAGUGAAUCUGCACAGGAAACCAUUGGAGAGCCACGGCCCUGAGAGCGCUGGACUACCUAAUGGCCAACACACAGUCUAUAAUGAUACUUUUGAUAUGUUUGAUUCGCUGUUAUGCGCCCAAAAAAUAAACUCUUGAACCUAUAGGAAAAAAGGAUAAUGUAAAAGAAAAAUCAAGCAUAUGUGUCAUGAUUAAGAAAACAGGAAAGUGAAUGAAAAGAGUAAGAGAAAUAAAAUAAAAAUGGUUUCCCGGUCUUCUGGCAGUUCAGUUCAGUCUGGCCAUCUCUCUGAGAAACUGCUGUUUUGUCCUCCGUAUUCCCUUAUGACCGGUUGGUUUGUAUGCGUGAGCAGGUAUAUGAUUGUUAAAGCUGUUAUAUUACAGAAACAUUUACAAAAUAGUACAAAUCAUUUAUUCUUUACAUGAGACUAAGUAGAAUGAGAGAAGGAAGUUUUCUCAUAGUGAUAAUUUAUAAAACACUCAAGACUGAAAGAACCCUCUAAAAUGACUGACAGUCCUCUCGUUUGUUCAGAGUAUAGUAGAAGGAAAGCAGAAUCAAGCUAUUUUAUUUCCAUAGUUUCUUGAAUAUUUAUUUUUCUUUCCUCUCCAUUUGAUAACUUCUAUAGUGGCUGCAUGUCCAUUUCAAAAGGGAUGAGACCUGUUUACAGAGCGUGAAGAAAUGCAUUCUUGUAUAUUAAUAGCUGUACUAUAACUUCUCAGGUUUUGAGCUGCUUGUUAAAUCUCUCUCUCUCUCUCUCUCUCUCUCUCUCUCUCUCUCUCUCUCUCUCUCUCUCUCUCUCUCUCUCUAUAGUGGGGAGGGCCUUGUGAUAAAAUCUAACAUUGGCCUUUCUAGCUGCAGUCCUCCAGUGUUCUGUACUGCUUCCAGGAACUUGUAGGCAAUCCACACCCUGCCAAAUACCUGGCAUGUUGUCAGAGGCCAUGCAAUGUACCUUUUUUGACCAUAUAGAUGACCGUAAGCUGGAUGCCAAAGGCUGUGCCUCAAAAAGUAAAAGUAUAGUUCUAUGAAGUUUACAUAACCUUCGCUGUGAAGUGCAUUUAAUAUAUUCCUUGGCUUUAAGCAGUAGGCUAUUUGUGCAACUCCCUAAUUAAUAACAAAACCAGAAACAUGGGGGUGGGUAAAAGGAGAUUGAGUUCAUUAUUACAGUGUUGACAAAAAGAGAUCUGGGCUUUCACCGGCCCUCUUUGUAUCAUUAUUUCUGAAUGCAGAUGAAUAGUUUUGAUCUUUCGAUUGCAUUUUUAGUGUGACGCUAUUGGUAAAUGAGGCCAGCGUUGUACAAACCAUUUUACUUUGGGUCCCUGUAGUGCAGUUAGGUAAGACAAGUGCAAAUCCUGGCAACUAUGUUUUUCUUAUCCCCCAUUUUAUUUAGAUUUAAUAAUAAAUUAAAUGGUUUCCACUACCUUAACCUCAGUCUUUGUGUGUAUGUAUGUAAACAUUUAUUGUUUUUACAUAAUGGCACAUGUAUGAAAUUAGAUUUUCUGCUUGUCAACAUUUUUGGUAAAUUAAAAAAUACAUUCCUCCAGGUUAAAUUAUGAUGGAUUAGGGUUAUAAUUUGUCAAUUUGCUUUGUCAUUGUUUUAAAAACAUCCAAGGUUUAAAUAAUUUGGUUAAAUUGCUCCGUUCUAUCUUUGUUUCUGUUUUAUUUGGUCAAUUAGUAAGUUUUCAGUUGACUGGCCAUUUGUUGAUUUGGUUGUGAUGAGGGAUGAAUGGAUGUCUUAACAAUUCCUCUGCUGAUGGUCGUUGUGUUGGAUCUCUGCAAAGAGUAAAAAGAGAGAGAAUGUUCUGCUGUUCUCAAACUGUUAACGGAUAAGUUAUACAAUUAUGCAGAUUUUUUUUUUCACUUUCUAACCACAAAAAAAAAAAAACGUUCUCAACUUUUGGGUGAAAUGCAAUAGCUUUGCGCAGUUAAUUUUCAUGAUAAAUAUUACUGUAAAUAUAUAGCUAAUUUUUUUUUGUUUGUUUUAGAAUAACUU